This is a messenger RNA of Penicillium vulpinum, 2076 nucleotides long. RefSeq lists its product as uncharacterized. Lineage: Eukaryota; Fungi; Ascomycota; Eurotiomycetes; Eurotiales; Aspergillaceae. The record is from RefSeq and is a predicted model, not a curated record. Gene Ontology annotation, biological process: silent mating-type cassette heterochromatin formation. The annotation marks the transcript as partial. The transcript is spliced from 4 exons. Gene Ontology annotation, cellular component: SHREC complex; rDNA heterochromatin.
AAGACAAACAUGUCUUCUAGCAGCGAGGAUGGGGAUCCCAAUGUUAAUGUUAUCCCUAUGGAGAACUUUCCCAGUGAUGGAAGCAUGAGUACCUGGCCUGGGGGUCAAUACAUUGAACGCCCCGAUUCUCGCUGGCGGCAGUUACUUGCCGAGAACUGGCUCAAAGACAUGGGCACUUAUGAAGAAGGUGUCACUCAUAUCAUUGAAAAGUUACCUGAGGGAUACUGUCUAUUCGAACGACCUCGUGGGACCAAUCCUAAAAUAUUUGAUCCUUUCCUCUUCGGUCAUCCAAGUGGUCAGUAUUUCCAGUCACAGACCACUUUCUUGACCCAUUUCCUGUCUCUUGUCAAGAACGAGCUAGACAGUUGUGAAUGCAAGCCCUGCAGUAAGAUGAGGCCGAGCCAGGGGACUUCGGUGCAGGGGACUAGAAAACUCAUGCAGCCAAUUAUUAAUGAGCGUCGCCCCACCGAUGCAGAAGGACCAGAUUACUGGCGAAUCUUGGUCAUGAAAUUGAAAGAUAAGAAGAAUCUCGACGAAGAUAUCGAGCAACGAUUCAAUCUCGAUUGGGUGCUGACUCAUGAAUGGCUUUCGGAUUACUUUAUGAAAUUGGUUCUGGACCCCGCUUAUGUCCCUCGUCGCGGUGAGCUUGUUCUCUGGAUCUGGCAGGGUCUCGAAGAUGGCUGUUUGUUACGCAACCCUGAGACUGGCUUCAUUGAAAUAUUCGGCAACGACAACAAGUGGCAUGGCGUGCCCAAUUGGCGUGCCGGUGUAGUGACCCAAACCCCCGAGGACGCAGGACAUAUGGUGAAUAUCAUUGAAACUCCGGACAGCCCACGCGGGCUGAGCUACUCUGGAUUCCGUGUGGAGACUCUACCGGAUCCCCUGGGUAAUGACAAGUCUUACUCGGUGCAAUACGCCUACGUUCCGUUGCGCAACAUUAAACCUUUCAACACAUGGCAACUCUACCUCAAUGGCCAAGAGCGAGAGGACAUCCAUCCAUCUAUCGAGAACGCGAUGACUGUCAUGUCUUCCUGGAGCAUGGUUCAAAAGUUCCAUGCCCGUGGCGAAUGGCCAAACGUCAACAUCUAUUGCAAGGGAAUCUUCAUUGGAGCCGAACUUCUCGCCGUACACGACACCGUCCGUCUGAGGCCACAUGGGUUCCAUCGCGAUCAUCUCAAAAACGGAAAUGUCGGUGAAGUGACGGAAGUGAUGGUCGUUGAAAAAAUUGUACUUUCCCUUUCGGGGUGUGUCGACGAUGAUGAGGAGCAGCUAGCAAAACACAUCACAGCUAUGGUCUCCGGUAAGGUAUUCACUACCAAUCCUAGUCACAUUGCCGAGGAAGGCCCGUUUAAAGGUGCAAGCCCUGUGCCAUCCACCACCGAAACAGCAACUGGUCCUGUCCCGCUUACCACAGAAGAAGCAACCGCUACCUUCCGUCAGGUUAGCAUGAGCGACUACGGCCCCUGGUACCCCAUGGCCAACGGCAGAACUUGCAGCGUCUCUCCGCAUCUAAUCAUCGGCCGCUGCUACGAACCACUCGCAGCGGAGCUUAUGCUCGGCACCCACUCUUUGGGUUACGACGUAUCCGGCGUGAUGGAAGGUCGUGAGUAUUCCUCACAGGUCGAUACGCGCAUGCCUGGAAACAACACGUGGUUCUGGGGCGACUGCCGGGUGGAAACACUUGGAUUGACAGAGAUUAACGGCGUUGAAUGCGGUCUCACGGCGGCGCAGCGCGAAGACCCACGCAAGUGGCAAGCUAUUAUCAAACUGUCUCACGGCGAAAUCAGCCAUGCUCUCCGACGCCAGGCUCACAUUCCUUCUUCUGGUAGUCGACACUUUAACUCUUCGUCGUCCGCUCCGAGCGGUACCAGCUCACUGCCGAGGACUGGUUUUGCGCAGGUUGCGCAGAACAGUAAACUGGUCAGCUCUGCUAUUGGCAGUGCACCGGAGACUGAAGAUGAUUCCUUUGAUGAUGUCUUUGGGAAUACCACUGAUGAUCAAGUAUCUGGUGGUAUCUCUGGGCCGAGGUUUGAGGGCGAUCAUUCUUCUGGAGAAGAUAAUUAUCCUUUUGCGUAG